Molecule: messenger RNA, 801 nt
Organism: Leishmania braziliensis MHOM/BR/75/M2904
Lineage: Eukaryota; Euglenozoa; Kinetoplastea; Trypanosomatida; Trypanosomatidae
Exons: 1
Coding region: 1-801 (266 amino acids)
Source: RefSeq, a predicted model, not a curated record
AUGAACGUCUCGCAGUUUCUCAAGUCCUUUAAGAAAAACCUCGCGGCAAAGGCCAAGUGUGGUGCUUCGGAGCGGCAAGCCAACGAGCGCACGACUGCACAUGGAGAAGAAGAUGUGAGUGACGACUUUCACUCAGCCAGUGACGAGGCAGAGGAAGAGGCCGAGGAUGAAGAGGUGAUUCUCGGCGGCCGAUCAGAGAAGCUCGCCAGCAAGCGGUACGCUACAAAGACGAGCUGCAGCAAUCGAAACCGGGAAUUUCCCUCCUUGAAGGUGGUUGAGACCAACAGUACCCGUGCUGUCGAGAUGGGUCACUUUCAGCGGCAACGCGCCGUCAUGGCGAGGCAGCCAAGAAGUACGCAAAAGCGGCCCCGCGCAGAAGUGGUGGCGGCUGUGCGGGCCGAGUUGUUGCGGCAACGCGAGCAGCUGCACGCUUCACAUGUAUCCGAUUCAGCAAAUGUGGUCGAUGCGCCGGUGGAGAAGGUGCAGACCACCAUGAUCGAGGUAGAAGACCUUCUCCAGGCAAGCGCGCCAACAGCUCCCACCUGUGCUUCAGUGCUGGACUUUUUGCCAGCAACGCCUCUACCUGCUGCUCAUCAGGCGACACCUACGACAGCAUCAAGUGUCGUAUCGACCGCAACUGCAACGAAUGAACAACAGCAGCCACCAAACCCAGCCACAAGCCUGACAGCCGUCGCACCCCUGGAAAGCGGUGCAUCAGUGGAGGGUUCUCCGCAGCUGCCCAAGAAGAGAUCAAAGUUUGAGCUCGCAAUGACACUCGCUCGCGAUGAUGCGACCACCUGA